Ochotona princeps (American pika) is the source of this 1469-nucleotide messenger RNA. It is a transcript of the gene INMT, whose product is annotated as indolethylamine N-methyltransferase. The transcript is spliced from 3 exons. Gene Ontology annotation, molecular function: N-methyltransferase activity; amine N-methyltransferase activity. Gene Ontology annotation, cellular component: cytosol. The record is from RefSeq and is a predicted model, not a curated record. Bases 102 to 830 code for a protein of 242 amino acids. Lineage: Eukaryota; Metazoa; Chordata; Mammalia; Lagomorpha; Ochotonidae.
GUAUGUACUCAUGACCACCAUGGAAGGCGGCUUCACCGGGGGCGAGGAAUACCAGAGGAACUUCCUGCCAGGGGACUACCUGGCCACCUACUACAAAUUCGAUGGCGGCUCCUCACCGGAGUCAGAGAUGCUCAAGUUUAACAUGGAGUGUUUGCAUCAGACCUUUGGCCCUGACCCCUUUCCUUGUCACAGGGGGCCUCCAAGGAGACACACUGAUCGACAUCGGCACGGGCCCAACCAUCUACCAAGUUCUCUCUGCCUGUGAGUCCUUCAAAGACAUCACUCUGUCUGACUUCACUGACCGCAACCGGGAGGAGCUGGACAAGUGGCUGAAGAAGAGGCCGGGGGCCUAUGACUGGACGCCGGCACUGAAGCUCGCCUGCGAGCUGGAAGGGGACAGUGGCCGGUGGCAGGAGAAGGCAGAGAAGCUGCGUGCCGUGGUGAAGCGGGUGCUGAAGUGCGAUGCCAACCUGGGCAACCCCCUGGCACCCGUGACGUUGCCCCCGGCCGACUGCGUGCUCACCCUGCUGGCCAUGGAGUGCGCCUGCUGCAGCCUGGAUGCCUAUCGCGCUGCACUGCGCAACCUGGCCUCGCUGCUCAAGCCGGGUGGCCACCUGGUGACCACUGUCACGCUUCAGCUCUCAUCCUACAUGGUGGGUGAGCGCAAGUUCUCCUGCGUAUUCCUGAGGAAGGAGGAGGUGGAGCAGGCUGUGCUGGACGCUGGCUUUGACAUUGAGAGGCUCCUGCAUAGUGCCAGGAGCUACUCGGCCAGCACUGCUCCCAACAAGGGCCUGUGUUUCAUCGUGGCCCGCAAGAGGUCUGGGCCCUAAGGCCACCCCUGGCUGCCGGCUGGAAGUGCUGGACCUCCUCCCCAGGGGCUGACAUCCUGGCCUUGGGCUCCAGAGCUUGUAGCAUAGCUGGCUUUAGACUCUCAGAUUGGAAUGUUCCCUCUGCUAACAAGCUGUGCUUAGAUGCCGUUUGACACCGGAUGGUCGUUGCUCAGAUUGCCAAAAAUACAAAAUUUCUAGGCAGGGGCGUAUCAGAAAGCCUUGCACAACUCGCUUCCCACAAAGAAAGGCCUUGAUUUGUGCCUGUUGACCAUUUCCGAGGCAAGCCAACCAUGGUGAACUUUGAGCUGCCAGCGGUUUAGCAACUGACUCCCAGAGCUCAGAAACAUGUUACAUUCGCCUUUCGUAACCCGAUGGGAGUCAGCUUGGCUGUAUUGCUGCCUUCAGGCCAGUGCUGGCAGAUGUAAUGCAUGAAAACACAGAGUGGCCCGUUAACUGACGUGUAAGUCAACAACAUCAAAGGUUUUAGGAUUCGUGUGCCCUCCAAAUUGCACGGAAUACGCUUACCCUAUGUCAUGAUUUGCUGUUGGUGCGAAAUGUAAAUCUGAUAGGUGUCCUGUGCAAAGGCACCUCAAAAAGUCCAUGGAUAAUAGGAAUGAUUUUUAAAAAGAUUUUAUUUAU